UGUGCCUUACCUCCCUUAUUGGCUGAGACCGAAUCAGGGAGUACUAUGAUAUUCAAAAGACGUAACAAACCAAAAGCUCCAUAUGAUGCUUCUCGAGUUGGACUAGAUGGACUCCUCUCUACACCUUUACAUCACCUUCUAGUCGAGGUAGAAGAACUUAAAUCAAAGCAGAAAGCACUUGAACUGCAGAGACGUUAUGACGAUGAACAUCUACAAGCCCAAGGUGGGAGUAAGAAGCCCACUCAAGCACCGUCCAUGUGGGUGGACAAAUAUAGACCGAAAAAGUUCUCUGAUCUGCUGGGCGAAGAUCGUGUUCACAGAGAGGUACUGGGCUGGUUGAAAGAAUGGGAUAAAUGUGUUUUCAGACGAGUCACGCAAGUGAAGAAAAGACGGUUUGAUGAACAAGAAAAUCUCCCUAUCGACCCACUUGGUCGUCCCAGGGAUAGAAUACUGCUUCUCUCCGGUCCUCCGGGGUACGGCAAAACAACUCUUGCUCAUAUCGUGGCUAAACAAGCCGGCUACAAAACCCUCGAAAUUAACGCAUCAGACGACCGAUCGGCCGCUACAGUAACGAGUCGGAUCAAAAACGCCAUAGAUGCCGGUAGUGGUUUGUCCUCUCAAGGACGUCCGACUUGUGUGGUUAUUGAUGAGAUCGAUGGUGCUAGUGGAGGAGGUGAUACUAGUUUCAUCAGAAGUCUAGUUAAGCUUAUUCAGGAUGUUCCUGCUAGACGAAAGAAUAACGUACCUGCUAAACCUUUACGAAGACCGAUUAUUUGUAUCUGUAACGAUCUAUAUGCCUCAGCUUUGAGACCUUUGAGACCUUUUGCGAGGAUCAUACGGUUUCGGAAACCUCAGGCACAAUUUGUUGUCAAACGACUGAGGGAGAUAUGCGACAAGGAAGCUUUAUCGGCGGAUUUGAGAGUAUUGACAAAUCUUGUGGAUGUUACUGCUGGAGAUGUAAGAAGCUGUUUGAAUACCCUCCAAUUCAUCAAAUCCCGAUCAUCCAUUGUAACAGACGAAGCCAUCCGUACCUCUUCCGUCGGUCUCAAAGAUUCUGGUACCUCUCUUCAAUCAACUUGGAACUCACUCUUCAUCCCUCUAGCGGCCAAACAAAGACGUAAAGCCCAAGGUAUCGAUGACGGAAAAUAUGUAGAUAGAUUGGUGAACGAAGUACAAUCAUGUGGCGAAUAUGAUCGUCUCGUACAAGGAAUGUGGGAACAUUAUCCUAAUCUCAAACCGAUCGAUAGUAGUUUAGAGAACAUUGUCAAGUUGAACGAUUGGGUGGCUUACCAUGAUUAUCUUGCUGGUCGUGUUGGGGAACAUCAGGAAUUUGAAUUGAUGGGAUAUAUGCCUUAUGGGAUUGUGGCUUGGUAUGGACAUAUGGCUUCUUCUGCCAAUAACACUAAACUCACCGAGUGGCCCAAAGCGGAUUACGAGGCAUAUCAAGCUCGAUUAGGGAAUGAAGAAAUAGCUACCAGUUUGAAAAAUGUAAUCCCUCCAAUUCUUCGAUCCCUGUUCUCACCAACGACGACCAUGACAGAACUCAUACCUUUGUUGAUGAGGAUCAUCUCGCCGCCUCUCAAGCCAGUGAACGCAAAUAUCGUCAAGAGCGCAGAGAAGGCUGUUUUGACGAGACUAGUGGAUUUGUUAAUCCCUCUGGGAUUGAGGUUCUGGCAAGAAAAGGCUGAUAAUGGACAGCCGAUGAUGCGGUUGGAGCCACCCAUCGAUGUGUUCGUACAUUACGAAGGCAAGCGAGCGGACGACAUUGCCGCAUCAAGAUUCGCCGUGCGGCAGCUAGUGGCUCAAGCCAUGGAUGCUGAGAUAGCACGACGAAAAGGAGUCGUGGAAGAUGGUCAGUCGGCAGGGACGGCAGAGUCUCUAGCGGGGAUGUAUGGAAUCGCCAAUCAACCCAGCGAGAGUCUGUUAGAAUCGGUCCCCACUCCUAUAGGUGAAUCAUUCUCUUUCUCUCCAAAGUGUCACGCUGAUGAGUUAGAACAACCCCCGAUCAAGAAAUUCCGCGCGUUAUACAAAUUCCAUGAAGGAUCUUCAAGUGCAGUGAGGAAGAAUAUCAAGAUGAGCGCUUUGAUGUGA
Molecule: messenger RNA, 2091 nt
Organism: Tremella mesenterica DSM 1558
Lineage: Eukaryota; Fungi; Basidiomycota; Tremellomycetes; Tremellales; Tremellaceae
Exons: 14
Molecular function (GO): ATP binding; ATP hydrolysis activity
Source: RefSeq, a predicted model, not a curated record